AUGGCUGUUGCUACUAAGGAAAACAAGCCCUUGUCUGGUGUCGCUCUGUACUCCGGCUUCGCCUUCGCUGGCGCGGUCUGCUGCAGUGUGACCCACGGUGCUGCCACUCCUCUUGAUGUCGUCAAGACCCGUAUCCAGCUGGACCCGGUCACCUACAACCGUGGUAUGAUCGGUGGUUUCCGUCAGGUCAUCGCCAACGAGGGUGCUGGCGCUCUCCUGACUGGUUUCGGUCCCACCGCCGCCGGUUACUUCGUCCAGGGUGCCGCCAAGUUCGGUGGUUACGAGUUCUUCAAGCAGCAGUCGAUCAACACUCUCGGAUACGACACUGCCCGCAACAACCGUACCGCUGUCUACCUGGCCUCUGCUGCCGCCGCCGAGACUGUCGCCUCCAUCGGUCUCUGCCCUCUCGAGGCCACCCGUAUCCGUCUCGUUUCCAACCCUCAGUUCGCUACCGGUCUGCUGAGCGGCUUUGGUAAGAUCCUGAAGCAGGAGGGUAUCGGUGCAUUCUACUCCGGUUUCGGCCCCAUCCUGUUCAAGCAGGUCCCUUACACCAUGACCAAGUUCGUCGUGUUCGAGAAGGUCGCCGAGGCCGCCUACGGCCUCGUCGACAAGGACAACCUCUCCGCCGGUGCCAAGACUGGUGUCAACCUCGGUGCCGGUCUCGUUGCCGGUCUCGCCGCUGCCAUUGUCUCUCAGCCCGCCGACACUAUGCUCUCCAAGAUCAACAAGACCCAGGGUCUCCCCGGUGAGAGCACUGCUUCCCGUCUCAUUAAGAUCGGUAAGGAGCUCGGCCUCCGCGGCUCCUACUCCGGCAUUGGUGCUCGUCUUUUCAUGGUUGGCGGUAUUACUGCCGGUCAGUUUGCUAUCAACGGUGACGUCAAGCGCAUCUUGGGUGUCACUGGUGGUGCUGAGAUCGCCAAAUAG
This is a messenger RNA of Penicillium alfredii, 924 nucleotides long. Its product is annotated as putative mitochondrial phosphate carrier protein (Mir1). Gene Ontology annotation, cellular component: mitochondrial inner membrane. Gene Ontology annotation, biological process: mitochondrial phosphate ion transmembrane transport. Gene Ontology annotation, molecular function: phosphate transmembrane transporter activity. Bases 1 to 924 code for a protein of 307 amino acids. The transcript has 4 exons. The record is from RefSeq and is a predicted model, not a curated record. Lineage: Eukaryota; Fungi; Ascomycota; Eurotiomycetes; Eurotiales; Aspergillaceae.